ACAAGGCCAAAGGAAUGUCUAAGAUUUUACGAAACAAUGAGGAACACUAAAACGCCAUUUGAGAGGAAAACCUAUCAUUACAUCCUUAGCCAUGCUCCAGUGAUUUUUGGGUCUCUUCAAGAGCCAUACAAAGCUGUCCAGCAAAUAUUGACUGACAUGAAGAAGGCCGGUUACCACCCCACAAUAGAGACUUAUAACAUGGCUCUGCUGGGACUAAAAUCUCAACGCUUUGACAUGAACAAUUCAGAAUGCCUGAAUUUUGCCUUCAAACUUAUUGCUGAUAUGAAGGAUCUAGGAAUAGAGCCCACGUUGGACACUUGGAGUAUACUCACUAGUCUGUUAGACAUGUCAGUGUUUGGAAAAGGAACAAGUUCAGGGGUCAUGCAGGUAAUGAACCAUAUGCUGGAUGAGAUGGAGGGAAAGAGAUUUAAGGACGUAGGCCCAGAAGGCAGGAAAUUCAUCAUGAGAGCCUUAAGGACUGCACUCUUUCACCAAGACCUUGACUUUGCGUACAGAAUUGAUGCUUUUUACAAAACGGGACAGAAUUAUAAAUUUCUUGAUGAUCAUGAUCACUAUUCUUAUAGGGUGAUCAUGUUUGUAAUAGCUGUAUACAAAGAGCCCAGUCUGGACAAAGUUGUAGAUUUAUACACAGCACUGCAUCCUGUGGACGAGAUAAGGUUUGUGAAUGUAUUCCGCAAGUUCAUCAAAGAUCUCACCGUUACCAAGUCCUACAAGUUUAUUCCUCAGCUUCUUAAUUCUUUCCAUGCUGCCAGUUUCAAUUUGGCUGAAAUAACAGCUUUCCUAGCCAAAGAGAAGCAACCAACACUGGUGCAGGUAAAAUUGUCAGAGUUUGUGAAGGUGAAGUUGUCAGAACUAGAGGAAAGACAGAAUGUGAGACCAAAAAUGGAAUUAUUGGAGAACAUGCUAAUGAUAGCCAUGAAUGGUGAAAACAUUGAAUUAGCUUGGAAAGUGUUUACAUUUAUUAUAACCAAUAGAAAGAAUAUGUAUGGAGCAGAGAUAACCAUGAUCCAGCCUUUUGAGGGACUCUUAGAUUACUACAUUUCUGCAGAUGACUUGGGAAAAUGUGCAGAAAUCAUGAAGUUUCUAGUGAAGGAAGUCCCCCAUGAUGUAGUGGAGAGUCUAGGAGAGAAAAUUCUCAGUAACAUUCCUAUGAAUGAACUGGAAAGGGAGCAGCUACAACGAAUAAUGAAGAGAGCAACAACCACAAAAAAGAAAAGAUCAACUCGACAAUAUUUAGCCAGAUAUUAAUAAAAAUUAUCAUAUUUCCUCA
Molecule: messenger RNA, 1291 nt
Organism: Saccostrea cuccullata (small rock oyster)
Lineage: Eukaryota; Metazoa; Mollusca; Bivalvia; Ostreida; Ostreidae
Product: small ribosomal subunit protein mS39-like
Exons: 16
Coding region: 37-1269 (410 amino acids)
Biological process (GO): mitochondrial translation
Cellular component (GO): mitochondrion
Molecular function (GO): rRNA binding; protein binding; ribosomal small subunit binding
Source: RefSeq, a predicted model, not a curated record